Molecule: messenger RNA, 594 nt
Organism: Lathyrus sativus (Indian pea)
Lineage: Eukaryota; Viridiplantae; Streptophyta; Magnoliopsida; Fabales; Fabaceae
Source: the annotation of a GenBank genome assembly
AUGCAGCACACUGGCAUUAUAGGGAAGAUUUGUGAGAUUAUUCUUUCCAUGCGUUUCUUUAUCUAUCAGUAUGGGGUUGUGUAUCAUCUCAAUGUAGCCAGAGGUGACAAGGGUAUCAUGGUUUAUGCCCUAUCCUGGAUAGUAAUAGUAGCUGUCAUGGUUAUCUUGAAGAUUGUGUCCUUGGGUAGAAAGAGGUUCAGCGUAAAUUUCCAGUUUAUGUUUCGUCUUCUCAAAGUGUUUCUGUUUAUUGGAGCCGUUGUUUGCCUUGCCCUGAUGUUUACUCUGCUUAGCCUCACUGUCGGAGACAUCUUUGCCAGCCUUUUGGCCUUUUUGCCAACAACAUGGGCAAUUAUACAGAUAGCACAAGCAUGCAGGCCAUUGGUGAAAGGCACUGGAAUCUGGGGGUCUGUUAAAGCUUUAGAUAGGGGCUACGAAUAUCUAAUGGAAGUGGUUAUAUUUACACCAGUGGCCAUACUGGCAUGGUUCCCAUUUGUUUCAGAAUUCCAAACUAGGCUUCUGUUCAACCAAGCAUUUAGCCGAGGACUUCAAAUCCACCGCAUUCUGGCCGGUGGCAAGAAACACAAGCAAAACUAA